AUGCUUCAUGGUAUUGGUGUCCUAAUGCCAUGGAACAUGUUCAUCACCAUAGCACCUCAGUACUAUGUUGAAUACUGGUUCACUCCAAAUAACACGCAAACGGAAUACUCGAAAAAUUUCAUGAGCUCAUUAGGUAUCUCAGCGCAGCUUCCAAAUGUUUUGAUUAAUGUUAUUAAUACAUUUGCAGUCAUUGGAGGUGCUUUAUUACUUCGAAUUGCCGGUCCAAUAGUUAUAAAUUGUGCUAGUGUGUUCGCUACAAUCAUGCUAAUCGUGUUCGUUCUGCCAUCAGAAGAAGAUAUGGCUUGGUUUUACGUUGCCACGUUGGUCAUCGUGGCAAUCAUCAACUUUUCGAAUGGCCUAUAUCAAAAUUCGACUUUCGGCUUAUUCGCCGACUUUCCUGCUGAAUACACUAAUGCUCUUAUUCUUGGAAAUAACUUAUGUGGAACAUUCACUACCGUACUUUCAAUACUUGUAACGAUGAUCCUUUCUGACGUACGCUCCAUCGCCAUCACUUACUUUACUAUUUCGUUGCUUAUACUGUGCAUUUGUGGCCUUUCUUUGAUAUUGCUCACAAAACAGGAAUUCUAUAGUUACCAUGUCGAGAAAGGAGCUGCAGCGAGAGUACAAUCGAAUACCUCUAAACCUGGGCUGAAGCAAUUUCGAGAUUGUUUCAAAAUGGUCAGUUGGGAGUAA
Cooperia oncophora is the source of this 693-nucleotide messenger RNA. The record is from the annotation of a GenBank genome assembly. NCBI's taxonomy places the organism in Eukaryota, Metazoa, Nematoda, Chromadorea, Rhabditida, Trichostrongylidae.